Molecule: messenger RNA, 407 nt
Organism: Episyrphus balteatus (marmalade hoverfly)
Lineage: Eukaryota; Metazoa; Arthropoda; Insecta; Diptera; Syrphidae
Product: U-Kazal-Dg21.2-like
Exons: 3
Coding region: 80-322 (80 amino acids)
Molecular function (GO): protein binding
Source: RefSeq, a predicted model, not a curated record
CAUCUACUCGCUUAAAAACUUAGUCUGCAAUAGAGCUUCAAUUAUAAUAAAUAAAUAAAGUAUAUACAUAUUUCUAACUAUGAAGGUUAUUGUGUUUAUCUCAAUUGCACUUAUGUGCAUUUUUGGUGUUACUAACGCCCAGGGAGGGUGUUCAAAUAUUUGUCCUUAUAAUUAUGAUCCUAAAUGUGGUUUUAAUGGAAACUGUUAUAAGGAUUUUUCGAAUGAGUGUGAUUUUGAAAAUACAAAUUGCAGAAGCUCAGGAGCUUUCAGAAAAGUUAAUUUAGCAAUGUGUCGAAAUCCAUCAAAUAGAAAAUGUUUCUAGAUUUUGAAACGGUUUUUCAAAUAAAUUAUUUAAAGAAAACUACUUUUUUAGUUUUAAGUUUUUUUUACUCAAUUUUAUUUCAUUG